AUGAUUGUCGACUUAGUCUUCAUGGAAGAUACAAGAGCCUCACUUGUUGGUGUCGGGCUCUUUAUUCUUAUAACCUGGGCUCUGCGAUAUAUCUUGUCUCCGGGCUCCAAACUGCCGAUUAUCAACAAGCACGGGGUCUUCGGGUUCGGGCAUCUCUCCAAGAAGGGCUGGGUUUCUAGUGCCGCCGACUUGUUAAAAGAUGGGUUCGCCAAGUCUGCGAAAGGGUUCCGCCUCGUCACCGACAAUGGUUGCCAGAUUGUUCUGUCUCCGAAGUAUCUUGAGGAGAUCCGCCAACAUCCCGACCUGAGCCGCGAUAAAGCUUCUGCUAGGGAGCUCAUGUCGCAUCUUCCUGGGUUCGAGGUUUUUCGGGAAGGAUCCAAGGACGAACGCAUUCUCCACGACGCGGUGUUGACUAAAUUGACAAGAACGCUGGGUCGUGUCACUGAGCACCUCUCCCACGAAACAGCGCUGAGCUUCGAGACGCACUGGACGGAUGAACGUGAAUGGCAUGCGGUACCACUGCGAUCGAGCAUUACACAGAUCAUUGCUCAGACGUCUUCCCGUGUCUUCUUGGGGGAGAAGCUCUGCAGAGACCCCAAAUGGCUACACAUUACCAUAAACUAUGCAGUCCAUGUUAUUACGGCUACCGAGCAGCUCCGUCAAUGGCCCCAUAGCCUCCGGUAUAUCGUUCACUGGUUUCUUCCAACCUGCCGGCGGCUGCGUCAAGAUAUGCGAGAGGCUUUGGCCCUCAUUCUUCCUGUUUUGGAGGAGCGACAAAAAGAAAAGACGGCAGCCAGAGCAGCGGGCAAGACACCAGUUUCAUACAGCGAUGCCAUUGACUGGAUGGAAGAUACCGCGAAAGGCCGUGUUUAUAACCCAGCCAUCUCCCAACUCCUUCUGUCCAUGGCAGCCAUCCACACUUCGGCUGAUAUGCUGACGCAGGUCUUGUUCGACAUCGCUGAAAGGCCCGAUCUGGUGGCAGCAUUGCGCGCGGAGAUCAUGAAGGUUGUGAGCGACAAUGGUUGGAGUAAGAUCUCGCUGUACAAAUUGAUUUUGAUGGACAGCACCAUCAAGGAGAGUCAGAGACACAAGCCUAUUGCCAUUACACCCAUGCGUCGUCUGGCAACCAAAAAUAUCUCUCUAUCUGACGGAAUGUUUAUCCCAAAGAAUACGACCGUUCUGUUCCCUGCCGAUGCCAUGUGGGAUCCCGAUUAUUAUGAUAAUCCACAGGAAUUUGACCCCUACCGGUAUAUGCGCAUGCGCGAGUCCCCAGACCGGCAGACUCAAACAGCCGCCCAGCUCGUCUCGCCUUCACCAAACCACCUCGGCUGGGGCUUCGGAGAGCACGCCUGUCCAGGUCGGUUCUUUGCUGCUAAUGAGCUCAAGAUCGCGCUCUGUCAACUUCUGUUGAAGUAUGACUUCAAACUGGACCAAGAGCGCCUGCCAGAGGUCCGUUGUCAUGGAGCCUCUCGAACUGCUGAUCCGGUAGCUAAACUUGUGAUUCGGAGACGCGAGGACAAUGCCGCAGUGCAGGACCUUCCAUGUAUGGUAUGA
Messenger RNA from Penicillium robsamsonii, 1554 nucleotides. RefSeq names its product cytochrome P450. The record is from RefSeq and is a predicted model, not a curated record. The coding region runs from base 1 to 1554 and encodes 517 amino acids. Lineage: Eukaryota; Fungi; Ascomycota; Eurotiomycetes; Eurotiales; Aspergillaceae. The transcript has 5 exons. Gene Ontology annotation, molecular function: iron ion binding; monooxygenase activity; heme binding.